Molecule: messenger RNA, 1023 nt
Organism: Sinocyclocheilus grahami
Lineage: Eukaryota; Metazoa; Chordata; Actinopteri; Cypriniformes; Cyprinidae
Product: peptidyl-prolyl cis-trans isomerase A-like
Exons: 6
Coding region: 88-657 (189 amino acids)
Biological process (GO): protein folding; protein peptidyl-prolyl isomerization
Cellular component (GO): mitochondrion; cytoplasm
Molecular function (GO): cyclosporin A binding; peptidyl-prolyl cis-trans isomerase activity
Source: RefSeq, a predicted model, not a curated record
AGAACAUGUCACGUGCUGUGUGUGUAAGGUAGUGUACGCCAGGUUUUUACAUGUAUCCGUUGAUGGGUGUUCAACACUACAGCAAGAAUGUUGCAGAUGAAAAAUCGUAUGAAAUACUGCUCUGUCGCAAUCGCUGCGAACAGACUGCUUUCAGGGCCGGUGAAAAACCCUGUUGUUUUUAUGGAUAUUGCAGCUGACGGCGAGUUCAUUGGAAGAAUUAUUAUUGAGCUUUAUGCUGACGUUGUACCCAAAACAGCUGCAAAUUUCCGGGCCCUUUGUACAGGAGAGCAUGGCUUUGGAUAUAAGGACUCAGUAUUCCACAGAAUCAUCCCUGAGUUCAUGUGUCAGGGUGGAGAUUUCACUAAUCAUAAUGGCACUGGUGGAAAAUCUAUUUAUGGAAAGAAAUUUAAGGAUGAGAAUUUCAUGCUGAAACACACUGGACCAGGUGUUCUGUCUAUGGCGAACUCUGGGCCAAACACAAAUGGAUCCCAGUUUUUCAUCUGCACUGCAAAAACAGAAUGGCUUGAUGGCAAACACGUUGUUUUCGGGCAGGUCAAAGAAGGAAGGGAGACGGUCUCUGUAAUGGAGUCCUAUGGCCUACAUGAUGGAGGAACUGUAAAGAAGAUUGUCAUCACAGACUGUGGAGAACUCAAGUAACCAAGGAUGUGCAUUCAUUUCAAUGUGAUCAAAGGUUUUCACAACAAAACUGCUUAUGCAUGUCAUUUAAAGUAAAUUAAAUAUAUAUAUUUUUUGUUUUGUUACCUAAGUACCUAUUGCCAUUUUAAUGUGUCAGUCUAUGGAUCCAUUAAGGUGUUUUAUGCUUACUAAGUAAGCAAAUGACUCUGUAAGUAUUGUGAUUACUUACCCCUACACAACAAAAAUUGCUUAUGGGUCAAAUGCCAUGGGCCACAAGGAAAUUUAUACUGUUAAAGCCUCUUUUUUUUUGGUUUUGAAAUUAGGAUAAAAGCUAUACAGAGAUUUCUAAGAAAUCUUUACCUUCUAAGAACUAUGCCCAGGAGGUUU